Lolium perenne is the source of this 454-nucleotide messenger RNA. NCBI's taxonomy places the organism in Eukaryota, Viridiplantae, Streptophyta, Magnoliopsida, Poales, Poaceae. The record is from RefSeq and is a predicted model, not a curated record.
UUCCUCAAUCGCAUCGAUGGGAUCCGGCUUCUCCUACGCGGGCUACGCUGCUGUUGCUUUCUCUACGGCCAUCGCCACCGCAGCUGUCUUGAAGGCACGGGACUGCUCUCAUAAAACAUGGAUGGACGAGUACGAGCGCACGCAUCCGCACUGUGUUGUGCACCGCGACCGCAUGCCCACCAAAGAAGACCACGACGCCUUCAUGGCUCGCCCCCAUGCCCACCAUGCCCUCCGCCACUACAAUUCCGCCAACCCGGGUGCAGAGUAUGAUGCUGUCAAGCCUCUGAAAUCUUCAAUCGUUGGUUUCAGAGAUGCGAUCUGGGUCCAUGUCAACUUUCUGGCUCGCAGGAAGGGUGCUCCACCCGAUACCCCCGAACAACGCUUCUUCGCUGAGAUGCACUACGACUGCCUUAACAGACCUUCUGUUGAAACAUGCAUCAUACUUGGUGAGUGA